AUGACCAAUUAUCGAACAGAAUUACGUAUACCUGUUGAACGAAAUAAUAAAUCAAUAAUCAAUGAUGAUUACUUUACAUUUGAUGAUAAUUCAAUGUUAACAUUAAAUGACAAUUGGAAAUAUAAUAAUAGUAAUAAUAUAAAUAAUUGGGAUUCACGUAGUCAUCAUACAUCAAGUAAUGAUUAUAUUUCACAUGAUAUCCCAUGGAAUAAACGUUUACGUACAACUUCUGCUGAUCCUACAAGAUAUAACGAUGUAGAUUAUCUAUAUGAUGAUAUGAAACGUAGAAUGGAAGAACGUCGUAGACGAUGGAAUGAAGAAUUUAAAUUAUUGAAUAAUGAUAUGUUAUUACCUAGUCGAUUAAAAAGUUCAAAUGAUAUAUUUAGUAGUAGAGAAACAAUAAAUUCUCCAAAUUCACAUGAUAUUAUAUCAAAAAAUCCUUCAUCAAGUGGUUAUGAACAAUUUCCAGAUGGAAGUGUACAUUUUGUAGCAAAUUUUAAUCUUUCUGGUUAUGAUCCAGAAUUACUUAAAGUAUUUGUACGUGAUGGUAAAUUAAUGGUAGUAGCUAAAACUGAACAUAAUCAUUCUACUAACAGUCUUAAUACAACUAUAAAUACAAAUAAUACAAAUAAUAAUUCUAUAUCAUCUUUUCGUGAAUAUACUCAUUCAUUAAAUUUACCUCCAGGUGUAGAUGAUGAAAAACUUUCUGCUGUUUUAUCACUUAAUGGUGUAUUAACUGUUAGUUGUCCUAUGAAACCACCAUCAUUUUCAUCAUCAACAAAUUUACAAUCACUAUAUUCUGAAAAUUUAUCAGAUUCAUUUUGGAAUAAUCAUCAUCAAUAUUAUCGUCAUCAUUAUCGAUCACCAAUUAUAAAACCACAACAACAAUAUUCCAGAAAAAUCGACUUGAAAUCACCUAAAUCUAAUUAUUCUUCACGUUCUUCACAUUCAGAUUAUGAUAUUAUAUCACGUGAUCAACAAGACUAUCAAAGUCGUCAUCCUUCUUCUUCAAUUCAACUACAACAACAACAACGAAAACAUAGAUUUCGUUUAGAACUACCAAUUGAUUCAGAAUAUUCACCGGGAGAAAUACAAAUUAAAACUUUGAAUCGUCGCAUUUAUAUUAAAGCACGUCAUGAAGAACGAGCUCCAAAUCGUACUUCUGUAAGAGAAUUUUCUAAAGAAUACGAUAUUCCGGAUAAUAUUGAUCCAGAAAGUCUCACUGCUAAAUUUAGUAAUGGAAUAUUAUAUAUUGAAGAACCAAUUGUUUAA
Molecule: messenger RNA, 1272 nt
Organism: Schistosoma intercalatum
Lineage: Eukaryota; Metazoa; Platyhelminthes; Trematoda; Strigeidida; Schistosomatidae
Source: the annotation of a GenBank genome assembly